UGUGUAUCAAUUACAAAUUUAUAUAAAGGAUUGAUGAUUAUAUCCAAUCAUAUUAAACUUAAAAUCAUUUUCGUGAUUGUGCAAUUUUUAUACUUCAAUUUAAGUUCAAAAAGUUCAAGAAAAAAAAAUGAACAAAAAACGAAAUAAACGAAAAAAAAGAAACGAAAGAAACAAACCUAUAAAAGAUAUGUCGACUGUCAAAAUUGCAUUAAUUACUGGUGCAAAUAGGUUAUUGGACCAUUCGGCAAAAAAUACUAAUGAACAAUUUAAGAUUGUUCUCGCCUGUCGAAACAAAACGCGAGCUAUUGAUGCUCAAAACGCACUAUUAAAAGAGUUCACAGGAGGACUUGUUGAAAUCGUUCUAGUAGACGUGAGCUCAGUUAAGUCUGUGUUCGAAUGUUGUAAAGAAGUGAAAAAAAGAUUUAAUCGAAUUGAUCUAAUUUUUUGCAACGCGGGAAUUUUACCGUGUACACAUGUUGAUUGGUCGGUAGUAGCCAAACAACUUGUUUUUAGUCCUAUUGCACUAAUGUCAAGAACAGAUUGCAUAGUCCAGCCCGUAGGAAAAACUACGGCUGAAGGUUUAGGUGAAACCUUUGCUUGUAAUGUAUUUGGACAUUAUGUUAUGAUUCGAGAGCUCGAAAACUUACUAAUUAAAACAAAAAAUUCUCGUAUUAUUUGGACGAGUUCAUGUACUGCUACGAAAGAAAAUUUUAAUUUGGAAGAUUAUCAAGCUAUUAAAGAAAAUGCUCCCUAUGAAUCGUCUAAACGAAUGACAGAUUUAAUUGCCAUUGGACUUAAUUCUCGCUUAAACAAACAUGAUAUUUAUAGUUUUGCAACUCAUCCUGGAAUUGCUGCCACAAACAUCGUACGAGAUCAUCUCGGUUGGGUUAUGGGUUACGGAAUGCUAAUAGGACUGUUCGCGGCACGAACUUUUUUAGGAAUGAGAAAUCAAACUGUCACCAAUUGGAAUGGAUCAUAUUCUAAUUACUACGUUGCAACUCAACCUAUUGAUCUUUUAAAUAAUGCCGCUAUAAAAAAAUUUGGUAGUUAUUGUAAUCGUUUUGGCGAGGUAUAUGUUGAUACUGAUGAUAUUGAAGAUUAUAAUGAAGUUGAGACAGAAGCUUUAUUCAAUAAGUUAAAUAAAUUAUUAGAUGAAUUUCGUGUCAAGUACAAUAUUAAGUCUUAAAUUAGUAUUUUAAUUAUUUUAAUUUAACUGUAUCAUUAAUCAUUAUUUUUAUAAUUUA
This is a messenger RNA of Rhizophagus irregularis DAOM 181602=DAOM 197198, 1244 nucleotides long. NCBI's taxonomy places the organism in Eukaryota, Fungi, Glomeromycota, Glomeromycetes, Glomerales, Glomeraceae. The record is from RefSeq and is a predicted model, not a curated record.